AUGAAUUUGGCCAAGAAGAAAAUAAUAGAUGACAGCAUGUGUCCAAUAUGUGAGAGGGAAGAGGAGUCUACUAUUCAUGCCUUGUGGGGUUGUCCAGCUGCAUCAGAUGUGUGGGCAGAAAACGACAGUCCUGUUCACAAAUGGGCAAGUUCAGUAGGGGAUUUCAUGAAACUUUGGAAGCAGCUGAAUCAUUAUUUGGAGGAGAAGGUUGGUUUGGUGGCCUAUACUUUGAGGAGAAUAUGGUUGAGAAGGAAUACUGUUAUUUUUGAAAAGAAGUUUGAAUGCCCGAAAGCCUUAACUAGUGCUGCUCAACAGAAUUUUGCAGAAUUCAGAGAAGCUAAUACUGAUCCUAUGUCUACUCAGUCUAAUAGAAUUAUGGCUAGAUGGAAGAAGCCUGAUGCGUUGGCCUCUAAAUCUAAUUGGGAUGCUGCCAUUGAUGUUACUAAUAAGAGAGUGGGAAUUGGGAUUAUAAUUAGAGAUUCAGAGGGGGAGAUUUUUGCUUGUUUGUGCUUGAGAGUGAAUAAUUUGUUGAAACCUGUUUGUGUUGAGGCAUGUGCUUUGAGAAGGGCUAUGUUCUUUUGCUUAGAGUUGGGCUGUUCAAAUGCAGUUUUUGAAGGAGAUUCUCUGGUAGUGGUUAAUGCUGCUAACAGUGAAGGUGAAGUGGGUACAGAUUAUAGUGUUAUCAUUGAGGAUACUAGGAAAAUGCUUAAUAAUAAUGUGAGGUGGUCUGUAAAGUUUACUCAUAGGGAAGCUAACAAUGUAGCUCAUAUACUGGCCAAAUUGGCUCUUGAUUGUAGUGAUGAAACUGUAUGGAUUGAGGAGGGUCCUCCACAGAUAAAAAAUUUUGUGUUGAAGGAAAAAUAUUGUAAUGAUUGA
Carya illinoinensis is the source of this 876-nucleotide messenger RNA. RefSeq lists its product as uncharacterized. Gene Ontology annotation, molecular function: RNA-DNA hybrid ribonuclease activity; nucleic acid binding. Bases 1 to 876 code for a protein of 291 amino acids. The record is from RefSeq and is a predicted model, not a curated record. The transcript has a single exon. Lineage: Eukaryota; Viridiplantae; Streptophyta; Magnoliopsida; Fagales; Juglandaceae.